This is a messenger RNA of Eruca vesicaria subsp. sativa (arugula), 878 nucleotides long. NCBI's taxonomy places the organism in Eukaryota, Viridiplantae, Streptophyta, Magnoliopsida, Brassicales, Brassicaceae. The record is from the annotation of a GenBank genome assembly.
AUGGCAGCAGCUCCGUCUCUUAACCUCCUCUUCCUCAUCACUCUCUCUCUUCUCUUCAUUUCACUCCAAAGAUCUGAAUCUCUCCCCGAGAGCCCAUCCAUGAUUCUUCUAGGUGACGGUAUCGACUGGUCGAUCUCUCACGGUGGUAACGCAUUCAACAUCGAAGAAGAAAAUGCAAUGGAGGAAGAGGAGGACGUCGGUGUCGUAGAUCGACGGUCAUUGUACUGGCAUAGGAAGAGAUACUACAUCUCGUACGGUGCAUUGUCUGCGAACAGAAUCCCUUGUCCUCCCAGAUCCGGAAGAUCCUACUACACUCACAACUGCUUCAGAGCUAGAGGUCCGGUGCAUCCGUACAGUAGAGGCUGCUCUUCCAUUACUCGAUGCCGGAGAUAAACUAGAGAAGAAAAGACUUGCUGCGUUAUCCAUGGGUGUUUUCGUAAUUUACUAUCAACCGGACCAUGUUUUGUACUGUUUUCGAUGUGUUGUGUAGUAAAACCGUGUUUAAUUCCGUUUAAUUAAAUCUCGGGGAGUAUUAUUCCACUGCUAUCUAUCUACAUGUAUUAAUUUUGCUACUUUUGUCGGUGGAUUUUAAAUUGUCUUUUGUACUGUUAAUCACUCCAACUUAAAACCGGGAAGAAUCACAUGUAUUUGGAUUUAUCUGUCAGAUAAUGUUUUGGCUCCUAUAUAUGUGGCUCUUGAAUGUGAUUUUCAUUACUUGUUGGGUCGUCGUUUAUUAUUGGGCAUUUACGUUAUUAGGCGUUUCCUUACGGCCCAUUUUAGGAGUUUUCGUAGUGGGUGAUAGGACCUGGACCUGUGUGAAUAUAGUGGUUGUUGUCAUUUCAUCACGUGUACAAACUACGUAGAAGAACUGUCUUCCA